CCGAAAGACGAGCUGACGGUGUAGUUAGGAGGAGGAGCAGCGGCAGCCGCGAAUUAAGAUGGCGGAGAAGCUGGCGGCGUCGGUUUCCCCUCAGCUUGAGCGAUGCGCUUAUUUUGUGGAACGGAAGAGACGCUUCUGCAAGAUGGUGCCGGCACGCGGAAAGCGUUUUUGUGGGGAACACGGCGCCCUGGAGGAAGAAAAUAACAGGAAAAGAAUUCAGUGCCCUCUGGAUUCAAAACACACUGUAUAUGAAGAUCAGCUACAAAAACACUUAAGAAAAUGUAAUUCAAGAGAGAAACCAAAGCCUGUCUACUUUGCUAGAGAUAUUAAUGCGGGAUUGAAAGAGGCAACAGGACUGCCUGAGGAAAAGCAGGUUCCCAUUUUUGCUCUCUCUAAAGAAGAGUUGGAGGAUUUAAUUAGAAAGCUGAGAAAAGCAAGUAAUGAUAUAAAAUCUGUUCUUAAAGACCAAACCUGUUCUCAUCAGGCCUUACAGGAAGCUCUAAAUGACCCAAAAAAUGGAGAUGCUGCUUUUAAACAUUUGAAACAGCAGGCUUCUAUAUUAGGUAACAUGGAAAGAUUAAAUUUGCUUGGACCACGGAGAUGUUUUGUUGAAUUUGGAGCUGGACGAGGAAAGUUGUCUCACUGGGUCGAUAUAGCUUUACAAGAUGCUAAAGAUGUUCACUUCCUCCUUGUUGAAAGAGCAACUACCAGAUUUAAGGUGGAUGGGAAGCACAGAAAAAAUGGCUUUGAAAGGCUUCAAGUUGAUAUACAGCACUUGUGCUUAAAUAAGGUACCAGUUCUUGUAAAAGAGAAACUACCUGCAGUAGGCAUUGGAAAACAUGUAUGUGGCUCUGCAACAGAUCUCGCUCUGAGAUGUUUGGUUGAAACCUAUGCAAAUCUUUCUGAUGAUGAUAGAAGGGGAGGUCCAGAAGCUAAACGCUUGAAGAUUGAGAGAACCAGCAGAAUUCCUACUAAUUCUCCCAGUGAAACGUGUAGUGAUUCUGUAGCUGAAAACUGGAGUCCUGUGGCUGGAAUUGUUAUUGCGCUGUGUUGCCAUCACAGGUGUGACUGGAAGCAUUAUGUGGGUCGAGAGUUUUUUACCACAGUAGGGCUCGGGGUGACGGAAUUCAACUAUUUUAAAAGAAUGACAAGCUGGGCCACGUGUGGCAUGAGAGAACGUUCUCCCCUAACCUCUACAAUUGAAACAGAGAGCGAAGAACAUGAGCCUCAUGACAGAAGUGUGGAGUGCAGUUCAGAUAGUCUGCAAGGGCUGCUGACCACUGAGGAACGAAAGCAGAUAGGUCGCCUUUGUAAACUGCUGCUUGAUCAUGGCCGGAUUGAAUAUUUACAGCAAAGAGGGUAUGAUGCUGUCUUGCAGUACUACACAGAUCUUGACGUGUCAUUAGAAAAUGUGCUCUUGACGGCAGUACCACAUCAGUCUUCAUUAUCUCACUCAGAUUCUUAAAGUGGGGGAGGAAGCCUUUUUGAAUGGCUGAACAUGUGCUAGUGUGGACAUUUUUUAGAUUUGAUAACAUCUGGUAUUGAGCUUAACAAAUCAAUAUGGCUUCUACAGUCGCCUUCGGAAGCAGAAGAACAAAGCACGAAAGCAUUCCUCUCACAGUGAAAGAAUAUCACAGCAUUUUUGUCACAGUAAAUAUGGGUGUUCUCCAGUUUUCCUGAACCUGGAAGAAGCAUGAUAGUUACCUCCCAGUAGUAGCAAAAAGCAGAGUAGCAGGAAUUAUUUUCACUUGUUAUUGAUGGCAGCAAUAUUGUUUCCUGUGUUUUCUGAAAGACAAGAGGUUGAAAUAGAAGAAUCCACACAUUUUAUAUGCAAUACCUUGUUUACAGUCUCAGCUAACUUGUUAACAGAUAUAUGUUGUAGGGAUUAUUUUACUCCCUUUUUUAAAAACUGCUUUUGAACUCAUGAGUGCACUUACGUUGAAUUAAAGCAUUCUGUGUAAGCCUACAAAACCUGAAAAAAUGUGGACCUUCCUAUACACACGGCAUACAAACACCGCAGUCCUUCUGAAAAGAUCAUAACCAACCAAGUUUGGAAACUACUGCAUGUAUCUGACAAAGAGAGUUGUGGUUCUCAAAAGCUUAUGCUAUAAUAAAGUUGGUUAGUCUUAAAGGUGCUACUGCACUCUUUACUAUACCGCAGCAAAGCAGAAGAAAAAAUGGAAAGUGGAUUAUUAGGUGGGUGAUGCUGUGUUAGUGUUCCAAAAACCCUAUUCUAGCUUGGUGUCCAAACUGGAGCAAAACCUCCACGUGGAAACCGCCAGAAAUUUUGUAAAAUGUAGCAAAAGGCAGGAUUUCUUAGAUGGGUACUUUUCUUCACUACUUGGCUUGGAUAGUAUUACCGAGUAGUAUUCAGCACCACGUCUAAAAUUCCUUUGUUCCAGACCAUUUUAAUUAGCAUGAGCUGACUAGUUUCUGGUACCUAAGCAAUACCGAUCUCCUAUACUACCAACUGAAAGUAUGAGGGAGAGAGAAAAAGUGUGCUACUACACCCACCUUUUUCUAAAUUUCUAAAGCACUGGCUUCCAACCUUUUUAUGAGAUUUUUAACAUCAACAAAUGUAAUGGAAUCAACCCUCUGUUUUUUCUAGUUGAUUCCAGACUUCAACAGUUCUAAUUCUAUUGCAUUGUUCAUUGGUUGUGUCAUCCUGUUAACUGCAUUGACUUAUACUCUGUAAUCUGCCUUGAGUCCUAGUGAGAAAGAUGGACCAUAAAUAAUGUAAAUAAAUAAACAUGAUAGUAGUUGUA
Molecule: messenger RNA, 2765 nt
Organism: Eublepharis macularius
Lineage: Eukaryota; Metazoa; Chordata; Lepidosauria; Squamata; Eublepharidae
Gene: TRMT13
Product: tRNA methyltransferase 13 homolog
Exons: 11
Coding region: 59-1465 (468 amino acids)
Biological process (GO): tRNA methylation
Source: RefSeq, a predicted model, not a curated record